AGACACACAGAAAGAGAGAAAGAGAGAGAGGGUGAGGGAGAAAGAGAGAGACACACAGAAAGAGAGAAAGAGAGAGAGAGGGUGAGGGAGAAAGAGAGAGACACACAGAAAGAGAGAAAGAGAGAGAGAGGGUGAGGGAGAAAGAGAGAGAGGGAGAUCUACAGGUACGCACACUCCUUCUUUCCUUCUUUUCCUCUCUCUCCUCCUCGUGCUGCGCAGCAGAAUGGUGCAUGGUGCCGCUCUGAGCGUCUGAUCUGAUCUCUUUUCCUCUCUCUCCUCCUUCGCGCGCGCCGGUCAGCAGCAUGAGCGCGGAAUGCACGAGCUACUACAGCGCCGAGCGCGAGUUCAUCAGCGCCUUCACCUGCCCGAGACCCGGAGGAGACGCUCACGCCGUGUACUGCUGCGGCUUCAACGACGUCAAGUACUGCUGCGACGAUCCCAACAGCUUCUUCCCCUACGAGUACGGGUACAUGUGGUGGCUCAGUGUUGGUGCUCUGGUGGGUUUGUCUAUAGCUGCUGUGGUGCUGCUGGCCUUCAUCAUCACGCUGUGUGUGCUCUGUUACCUGUUCAUCGCCACUAAACCCCGAGGACUCGAUAAUGGUCUCACGCUGCAGGUGCCAGGGUCUGAGGCCGGGCCUCAGGAGGGUUCGAGUCAGCGCAGCGCUCCGUCCGGACCUCAAGGCUUCCGCAAGCAUUUUCUGAGAGGAAAACUGCACUGUGACAACCAGCCACCCGACCCGGAGCGCCUGUUUCAGCGCUGCUACAUGGCCACCGUCACCACCAUUAACGUCGAGGGGCCUUCGUAAAGUAAACCGCCUUCAACACCUCUGUUUCUGUAGCUCUAAAGAACAUCCUACUCUAUCCUGUGCUCUAUCAUACUGCUCACGUGGAAGACCACAAGGGGGCGCCCUGCGAAAGCCUGAACUGUGCUAACAACCAUGGACUCAGUGAACUACGGACAAGAAAAUAUGUAUAUAAUAUUUAAAGAAAAAUACCGCAGUCUUACGGGGCCCCCUGGUGGCCAGGUGACUCCCUGUUCGUGCGCUUCUGUCUGAAAAGUACAACCAGUGUCCAAGCUUUUUUGUUUUCACGUU
This is a messenger RNA of Pangasianodon hypophthalmus (striped catfish), 1094 nucleotides long. Its product is annotated as protein shisa-like-2A. The transcript has 3 exons. NCBI's taxonomy places the organism in Eukaryota, Metazoa, Chordata, Actinopteri, Siluriformes, Pangasiidae. The coding region runs from base 303 to 806 and encodes 167 amino acids. The record is from RefSeq and is a predicted model, not a curated record.